CCUUUCUGUGAUUGCACUCAUCUCACCGAGGUCUCUGGCUUCCCUGUAGCACCCACCCUGGAGCAAUGGUCCACGCUUUCGUCAUCCACACAUUGCGGGCCCCAAUGGCUGAGGAAGGUCUUUGCCGAGUGCUCUACUCCUGUGUGUUUGGUGCUGAGAAUUCACCCGAUGACCCACGGCCACAUGGCGCUGAGAGGGACAGGCUUCUCCGCAAGGAACAGAUUUUGGCUGUGGCCAGGCAGGUGGAGUCCAUGUGCCGGCUGCAACAACAGGCGUCUGGCCGGCCCCCCAUGGAUCUGCAGCCCCAGUCCUCGGAUGAGCCAGUGCCCCUGCAUGAGGCCCCACGUGGGGCCUUCCGCCUGGCGGCAGGGGACCCUUUCCGGGAGCCGCGGACGGUGGUGUGGCUGGGCGUGCUCUCAUUAGGCUUUGCCCUGGUGCUGGACGCCCAUGAGAACCUACUGUUGGCCGAGGGCACGCUCCGGCUGCUGGCACGCCUCCUCCUUGACCACCUCCGGCUGCUGGCCCCUGGUGCCAGCCUCCUGCUGCGGGCUGACCGCAUCGAGGGCAUCCUCACCCGCUUCCUGCCCCAUGGUCAGCUGCUCUUCCUCAACGACCAGUUUGUCCAGGGUCUAGGGAAGGAAUUCAGUGCUGCCUGGCCCCGCUGACGCCUUACUGGGUUGGGACUUCCUGAGAAGGCAAGGAGGGAGGAUGGGGAUGGGGACGGACAGACACACAGCCAGGUGAAGCUUGGCGUCUUCCUUCCCAGCCUGCUCCCCACUCUGGUGUGUUGCCACACCCAGGACAAGUGGAUGGGACAAACUGGCAGAAAAGGGGUCGGGCAGAGGGUGGAGGGGAGGGAUCGCAGAGCAUCCUGUGCCCAGAGCUGCUGUGUGACUUACUCAAACCAAUGCAGUGGGCCAGCCCUGCUUGCCCUUGACCCCGCUUGCUCCCGUCCCUGCCAGCCAACCCCACACGGUCCACCAGCCGCUAGUGCUGGGGCGGUGUGGAGCAGCUGCCUGGAACUCGGCCCUCUUUCUUCUUCCAAACCUGCAGUCAUCACAGAGCGAAAGGACUCUGAGAUUCCAUGGUGGGGGAGCCGGCCCCUGCCUUUGCACCCACUGAGGCACCAUUGUCAGCAAGGAUUUUGUUGGUGAAAGCCUUGCUUGGUGUCCAGCCCACCGCAGUUUACAGUGUGUCAGUCAUUCAGCAGGGGGAUUUUGUAGCUCCUUUUGGGCCCAGCCGUGCCCACCGGGCAGCUUCGAGAUAAUCAUGGGCUUCCCUUGUCUGCAGGAAGAGAAGGUGCCAUCAGGUGGGUGCGAGAGGUCUGGCCUGGGUGAUGUUGUCUUUCCCAUUUUGAAUUAAAAGCUGUGUGAUUUCA
Ceratotherium simum simum (southern white rhinoceros) is the source of this 1378-nucleotide messenger RNA. RefSeq names its product adaptor related protein complex 5 subunit sigma 1 (gene AP5S1). Gene Ontology annotation, cellular component: late endosome; lysosome; AP-type membrane coat adaptor complex. Gene Ontology annotation, biological process: endosomal transport; double-strand break repair via homologous recombination. Lineage: Eukaryota; Metazoa; Chordata; Mammalia; Perissodactyla; Rhinocerotidae. The record is from RefSeq and is a predicted model, not a curated record.